Messenger RNA from Nicotiana attenuata, 916 nucleotides. Its product is annotated as probable WRKY transcription factor 51. Gene Ontology annotation, molecular function: sequence-specific DNA binding; DNA-binding transcription factor activity. Bases 54 to 614 code for a protein of 186 amino acids. Gene Ontology annotation, biological process: regulation of DNA-templated transcription. NCBI's taxonomy places the organism in Eukaryota, Viridiplantae, Streptophyta, Magnoliopsida, Solanales, Solanaceae. The record is from RefSeq and is a predicted model, not a curated record. The transcript has 3 exons.
UCACUAUAUCUAAAGUCUUUCUUAGGUCUUAUUGGCUUGUUUUCUCAAGCACAAUGAACUCCACCUUCCUAGAAACAAGCAUUUCUCAAACAGGAAACCCUAGUUUUACUUCUCCUUUUCUUUACUCACAUAUGACUCAAGAUUGUGGUUAUAAUUUUCAAGAUUGUGAUUUUAAUAAUUUUCAGGAUUUUGAAUCUUCUUCAUUUCUUGAUCAGCUGCUUGUUGAUUAUUCUCCUACCAAUAACAACUUCAGUAAUUGUCUUUCAGAAAAUCCCAACAUUAAUCACUUGAAAAGUAGUACCAAUAUUAAUCACUUGAAAGAAAAAUCCGAAGUGGAAAUAAAGAAAGAGAAGAUGAAUGAAAGACAUGUACAAGCUAUUGCUUUUAGAACAAAGACUCAACUUGAGAUCUUGUAUGAUGGAUAUAAAUGGAGGAAGUAUGGGAAGAAGAAGGUGAAAAGUAACACAAAUCUAAGGAAUUACUACAAAUGCUCAAGUGGAGGGUGCAAGGUAAAGAAGAGGAUAGAAAGAGAUGGACAUGAUUCAAGCUAUUUGAUUACUACAUAUGAAGGCAGACAUAACCAUGAAAGCUCCUCUGUAAUUUUACAACCAUGAAAUUCCACUCAGUUUUCUCAAUGAUUGACACUACAAGCAAUUCCCAAUGGUCUUUAGUCUCAGCUUCAUAACUUCUACAAGAAAUAAUUGGACACCUUUGCGAUUCUCGUGUAUAAAUAUAGGACAUUAUAUUAUACUUCUAUUUCAUUAAUAUAUCAUGUGAUCUAGCUAUAUAACUUCUCCUAGUUUACAACUAGCAUAUAACUGUAAUGUCUUAUAGAUGAUCAGCUCUGAGAAACAUUGUUGUAAGUGUAAAAUUAAUCGAUACAAUUCAUCAUGUAAACGUACGUACUUACCUAAUA